AAUUAGAUUUCGGUGUCAACGUUUUCAAAAAUCUGCGUGCGUGAAUUGUGAAGAAGAAGAGACAUUAGCCGCCAUAUUUCGUCGAAAUCGACGAGAUCUGCUGCCACCUACUGUUCACCAAAUUUUGCCUUUUUCCUCCAUUUUUUUUCACCGUUUCUUGUUUCUCUGUAAAUAUCUACUGUGAAUUCAGAAAUUUCCCAUCUCCCAAAACCCUAAAUUGGAUAUAACUCACAUAUUUUGCAUCAAUUGGAAUUGGAUUCCAUUCUAAUCAUGGAUAAACUCUCAAUCACGAAUUACCUGCCUUUGUUUUUCAUCAUGUAUUUUAUCCUUUACCUCAAUGCCUACUUCAUUCUUUUCCGGACCUGGACCCGGAAGCUCCGGCCCGAAGCUUCGAGCUGUAUUAUUUCCUUAGCUCAUGGUACUCCAGCCGUGUUUUUAGCCUCCUACGCCAUACUGUCCGACCCGACCCGAAACUUCGGUUCCCCUAACACCUCUUUUCAGAACCUUGUUCUUGAAUACAGCAUUGCAUAUUUCUUGAUGGAUCUUUUGCAUUAUUUCGUAUUUUACCCCCGAGACAUACUCUUCAUAGGCCACCAUUUACUCACUCUCUACGUGUUCAUGACGUGUCGAUACUUGGUUUAUCACGGUGCAUAUGCGAUCCUGGUGCUCUUGAUUCUUGCGGAGGUCACGAGCUUAUGCCAGAACGUGUGGACGCUGGCUAGUGCACGGAAAUCAGAAGUGAAGUUUGCAGCUAAAGUGUAUGAUACGUUGUCCCUUCCGUUUUAUGCUUUUUACUCUGUGAUGAGAGGUUUGAUGGGACCUUAUUUUGUUUAUCGAAUGUUUGUGUUUUAUCUGAGUGGGGUUGCGAAUAAUGUGAUUCCUAAAUGGGCUUGGAUAUCAUGGAUUUCUAUUGUUGUGACGGCUAUUUCUGUUAGCAUAUUGUGGAUUUCAAAUCUAUGGAUUGAGCUGUAUAGUGGAAGGAUGAAAAAGAUCGAAAAGAAAAUUAGAUAGAAAUAGAAAAAUAGAAUUUGGUGAUUUUAGUUCCAUUUGUGUAAUAUUCUAAAAGAUAAAUCAAUGGAAGAACGUUUCUUUUCUGUUCAUCUGCAUCAUGCACAAUGAUUGUUGAGUUAUUGACAUGUAAUUAUGGAAUUAUACCUUUUAAAGUUUAUAUAACAUAACUGUUCUGCAUUCUGCGCA
Olea europaea var. sylvestris is the source of this 1197-nucleotide messenger RNA. RefSeq names its product TLC domain-containing protein At5g14285-like. Gene Ontology annotation, cellular component: membrane. The coding region runs from base 271 to 1011 and encodes 246 amino acids. Lineage: Eukaryota; Viridiplantae; Streptophyta; Magnoliopsida; Lamiales; Oleaceae. The record is from RefSeq and is a predicted model, not a curated record. The transcript has a single exon.